Messenger RNA from Naumovozyma castellii, 933 nucleotides. RefSeq names its product Csa1p (gene CSA1). The coding region runs from base 1 to 933 and encodes 310 amino acids. Lineage: Eukaryota; Fungi; Ascomycota; Saccharomycetes; Saccharomycetales; Saccharomycetaceae. The record is from RefSeq and is a predicted model, not a curated record. The transcript has a single exon.
AUGGUUCUCCAGUCAAUCAACGAGUUUUUUAGAAAUGUCAUUAAUGGCGGUUCACAAAAGGGAAAGCAGCUUGCUUCUACGGAACCACCAAAACGAAUGCUCAGGAGUAAGAAGAAAGAUCUAGGAACCCAUACUGAGGGAAAACAACUAAGGAGGAAACGUUUGAAGAGGAAAGGAUACAGACAACCAAGGAGAAUGGGCUCGAUUCUACAAUAUUUAAGAUCUGUGAUCCAGACUAUGAAGGGGACUGACCAUCAAACGAGCUCUUUGACUAAAAGGCAUAUGGAUCCCAGGAGAAGAGAACUUUUGAAGGCACGAGUACUUAAAUCAGAAGAGGUUAAAAGGAAUCGACUUCAAAAUGGACAACAUAGAAGCCAUCAUAGACAUAACCAUGAGCCAAAGCAGAAACAGAAACACAAUCAUUCCAUCGAUCUUGGUGAUAAAUCCGUGUCCUCUAUUGAGCCUGGAGAUAUCCGACAGGAGUCAGUAAUUGACCAGACAGUGGAAUUUGCACAAUUGAAAGAGAGAAUUGGCGAAUUAGAAACACAAAUGGAAAGUUUGACCAAAGAUCUCAACAUAGCGCAGGAACGUAAUGCGUUAUUUCAAACAUUACUGGAUGACGCCCAUUUAGAUUCCAUUGGAGGGUACAUGAAAUCUCGCAGAGACAUAAAGAACCUUGUCAAAUCUCCUUCCCGAAUGACGUUAACUCUACCCACCCAUCACGACCUGGCACCAUUGUCUCCAAAGAGACGUAGCUCGCAAAUGACAACGCAACCGCCAGGUAAGCCCCUAGUGACCUCCAGUCCCAUCAGGAAACCCAUGACAAUAGCCACUAACAUGUUUUCUUCCCCCAUCCAUGUCGAGAGAGCUCCUCCUGUUAAGAAAGAGGACCCGGCCCUUCCACCGCCGGUGUUAGAGUACCGGGAUUCUUAG